Molecule: messenger RNA, 2031 nt
Organism: Blepharisma stoltei
Lineage: Eukaryota; Ciliophora; Heterotrichea; Heterotrichida; Blepharismidae
Source: the annotation of a GenBank genome assembly
AUGAUAGCAUCAGACGAUCAUUGUGAUGGAGGAGAAAAAGAAGAAUUUUUUGAUGCUUUUGAAUCGCCCUUGGAAUUAGAAAAGGCAUCAAUAGGCCCUUAUCCUCGAGAAACUAUAAGAUUCCCUUUCGUAAAAUCUAUUACGUCAAUUUCAGACUAUAGAGACUCGGGAUCAAUGCAUGAAAAUCUUGGUCUGAGUUCUGAUCGUACAUCAAUCAGAUCAGUACAAAAAUCUUUUUCUAAUUCUAAUUAAUUAUAACGUUUAACGUCCACUACGGGGUAGACUAUCCCAGGCCCGCCACUCGCCUUUCGCCGCACCGGGCCAACAGGUUGCUGGGCCAACCCAUCUCGAUCACCAAGAUGCGCCUAGGGCAAAUGUCACCGGCUUCGACGGCUCAUGAGUGAGCUACUUGCUUCUGUACAUGGGUUGCCUUUCCGAAAAUCCAAAAAAUGGAUUUUCUGGUCGGCUCUCGGCAAAAAGGAAAAACAUGCAGCCUGGGACGUAACGCCCAGUUUCACGCUAGGGAGUUGCCCGAUUGGUCCUUAGGAAUCUGCUGGGCUUCCCCUUUCCAACUGACAUGCCUUCCUUCCCAUGAGGAAAAAACCCAACCUGAAAAUAAACUUGGACUAGGCUCUGAACACAACCAGAAUUGCUUACCUAGCAUUGCUGUCCCUUUCUGAGCUGGCAAAACCUUGCCGGAUAUAAUUAAAUAUGAGUCGAGGCUGCAUGGCCAGGAGGCCAUGCCCAGACGAAGACGCCAUAUUUAAUUAUACAAAAAUCUUUUUCACUUAAAAGUGGAGUUGAUGUCCAUGAUUUCCCAUUGAGACUGAAAUCAGAAAUAAUAGAAGACAUCAGUUUUUCAAAUUUACACUUACUCAUUAUUGCUUUAUUAAAGUAGUAUUAUUAAAAUUCCUUCAAUCUUUUCUUGCUAUUAUUGAUUUUUAUUCAUAGUAAUUUUAAUUUAAUUUAUAUCAACAAAAUUUUUAUAAAUCCUUACCGAUAAGUGGGAGGUUAGCGCAAGAGUUAAAUGUAGUGCGAAACUCUAAAAACGAGGCUUGGAUUAUGAAAUUCAGUGAAAGCUCAAAACAUCUAGCUGUAACUGGAAAUUCUGGUAUCAUUUCAAUAUAUGACACAAAUCUCAUGAUAAAUGAAAGCGAGAUUUUAAAAUCAACCCCAACUCAGAUUUUGACUCACCACACAGAUAAAGUGACUGAUCUCAGCUGGAAUCAAGCAGGCCUUUUAAUAUCAGCUUCACUGGAUUGCACUGUAAGAUUAUGGAACAAAAGCGAAAAUCCGAUUUUUACAUAUCAGCAUCCGUGCCCUGUUCAUUCUGUAUGUUUUCAUCCAACUAUUUCAGGAUACUUUGCAACUGCAGCUGAAGAUCGUAUCAUAAGAAUUUUCAAUAUUACAUCCGGACAGGUCGAAGCCAACUAUAAGGUUGCAAGCGAUAUUUAUGUAAUUAAAUAUUCACCACUAGGUGAUUUUCUCGUUGCUGGCCUAUCCCAUGGAAAAGUGAUGCUUUAUCAAAGUCCAAACUCCGAUUUACGCUUACGUUUCCAUUCAAUUCUGAAAUCCCGAAAUCGCUCUGGCUUCAAAUGUUUCGGCAAAAAAGUCACAGGGCUUGAAUUCACUAAUAAUGAUUUACUUCUCAUAACCACAAAUGACUCAAGACUCAGACUUUUCCAAUACAAAACGAGCAACUUAAUCCAAAAAUAUAAAGGAACUUCAAACUCCAAAUUUCCAAUUUCUGCCAGCUUUUCUUCAGAUUUUGAUCGCAUUAUAUGUGGCUCAGAAAAGGGGAAAUUUUUCAUAUGGAAAACUCUUGGUGAGAACUCUGAAAAAGACCCAGAAAAAAACAAUAAUUUUGAAGCUUUCGGACCAAGAAGCCAAAAAGUAGCGGAGUUCUCAAUGUUCUCUCCUAAAAGAGUUGUAUCAUUAGCAAACUCAAAAUUUAAACUAAACGAAGUCAAAGAAGUGAUUUUUACAAUCAGUUCUCAAGGGACUUUAAAGAUAUUUUAUAAUUUUAAUUAA